Cicer arietinum (chickpea) is the source of this 2832-nucleotide messenger RNA. NCBI's taxonomy places the organism in Eukaryota, Viridiplantae, Streptophyta, Magnoliopsida, Fabales, Fabaceae. The record is from RefSeq and is a predicted model, not a curated record.
UGAGGUUCCAUUUUUUGUUUGUAUGUGUAAGGGAAACAAAGAUUGCAUUAAAAAAUCUCAGUUUAAUUGGUUUGAGCUUCACUCUCUGGAGCUGAAGCACAAUCAACAUUGAGAUAACAAAAGAAUUGAUUUUCAAUUUGAAUUUCAAUUGUAAUUAAUAUUUGUGAGUUGAGUUUCAGUGACAAGCAAAAAUGGAAGAAAACAACAACAUUAAUGAAAAAAAAAAUGGGGUUGAUGGAAACAAUGUAUCUGAUACGAAAGGUGGAGACUUUUUUGAUUUUUCACCAAAAAGAAGCAUAGCAGAAAGAAGGGGUUUCAAUUCAAAUGCAGCAAGGAUAAACACAGCACUUUUUCGUGUUGCAAUGAAUCCUUUAACUUCUCCUUCAGCUCGAUCGCCACAACUAACAAUACCUUCUGGAAUUAGUCCUACUGCAUUGCUUGAUUCCCCCAUCAUGCUGCCAAAUUCUCAGGCCAUGCCUUCUCCCACGACUGGGAGUUUCAUGAUGCUUCCACCUCUGACUAAUGAAGGAUCAAUGCUCACUUCUGUCACACUUGAGCAAAGGAAUAUGGAUGUGCCUACUGCCUCUGAUAUUGCCUCCUCUUUCAAAUUCAACAUUCAACCCAAUUUGGAUCCUAAUUCUUUACCUCCCUAUUCUGCUUCUCUAAAUCAGGUUUCUAGUAAUUUCCACAAGGUAAAAGGAGCACAUAGAGACAACCAAAUGCUUCUUCAAGAUCAGCUACGGUUAGAUUUUUCAUUCCCAGAAGAUUUAUCGUAUGACUAUUUUGCUAAAAUCAAUGGAGUCCAUUUCUACAAUGAUGUGAAAAUGGUAGAUGAUAUGAUUGCUGAUACCAAUAAUGUUGAGAUACCGAUAUCUCGUUCUGAAGAAGCUAGCGAUGAAAGCAGUCUGCCCGAAAAUUCUAUCCAUAGCGAAGAUGUCGGACGACAAGUAGUUUUAGAAGCAGAACAGAAAGAGACGUCUCAUGCAACAGGAGUGGUAAGGACCUCAGAAGACGGUUAUAACUGGAGAAAAUAUGGACAAAAACAGGUAAAAGGUAGUGAAUAUCCAAGGAGCUACUAUAAAUGUACUCAGACUAAUUGUCAGGUCAAGAAAAAGGUGGAAAGAUCACUUGAUGGACAAAUAACAGAAAUUAUUUACAAGGGUACUCAUAACCAUGCAAAACCAACUUCUAGUCGUCGAGCAUCGGUACCUUCUAAUGAUGAGAUGUCGGAAAUCGCUGAAGCUAAUGAAACAUGUAACAGAGUCGAUGCUGAUUCUGUUUGGAGAAAUAUUCAGCCGCAAGUAAAAGAUACAAAACACAAUUAUUUGGAUUGGAAGCCUGAUGGUCAAGAAAGGACAUCCUCAACUUCUGUUGUGACAGAGGUUUCAGAUCCUAGGUCGAGGAAGAGAGCUAGAUCUCGAUAUAUGUUUGAAACGGACGACACUCUGGAGCUUUCUUCCACACAUGGUAAUCAUGAUGGUGAUAAAGAUGGAGCUAGUCAAGCAGUCUUAGCACUUGAAGAGGAUGCUGAAUCAGAAUCAAAAAGAAGGUACUCUACUCUAUAUGAUAGUGUCUUCAUGUUGGUAUUGGCAGUACAAAUAGAAAGACAACCUAUAUAUGUUGUUACUUUAAUUUUCUAUUCCAGGAAGAAGGAGAGCUGUCCGGUUGAAACAGCUGUGCCUUCCAGGGCUGUUCGCGAGCCGCGAGUGGUUGUCCAAAUCGAGAGUGAAGUGGACAUACUUGAUGAUGGUUAUCGCUGGCGAAAGUAUGGACAGAAGGUUGUCAAAGGGAAUCCAAACCCAAGGAGCUACUACAAAUGCACAAGUGCUGGAUGUUCUGUAAGGAAACAUGUGGAAAGGGCUUCACACAAUCUAAAAUAUGUUAUAACUACUUAUGAGGGAAAACAUAACCAUGCGGUUCCGACGGCUAGAAAUAAUAAUAACAAUAAUAAUAAUAGUAAUAGUAAUAAUAAUGACAACAAUCAGAUAAACUCAAGUGAUGGUGGCUUACCACCCAGUGGCGCUAACGCGCAAAUGGCCAGUUUCCCGAAGUCUGAAGCUCAUGAAUUGCUUGCGACUAAUUUCGACCGAAAACCUCCUGACUUUAGCAAUGAGUUUCUACGGUCUAGUUUGAUUGGAAGUUUCAGUAAUGAUAUGAAGUUUGGACCUUCCUCCAUAUCCCAAAUGAAAUAUGCAACCUUGAAUAAUACCAUACCUUAUUGCAACUAUGGAAUGAAUCCUGACCGCGGUGCUGCACGUCAAGCUGGACCGAUGAUGUUCCCUGAUUUUCCAGUGCCGCUACAACUGAAUCUUCCCUCAGCUGGAAACUAUUCUCUAGCAGGGAUUAAUUUUAACCAAGUAAAACCAAUGAGUUCUUCUGUCCAGUCUUUCCUUUCAGGGCAGCAGGGGAAGGACAUUGAUCCAGGGUUCCUAAGGCCUAAACAGGAGCUGAAAGAUGAAUCUUUAUAUAACGCAUGCGCGCCGUCUCUUGAUCGUGCAAGUCCCACACUCACUCCACCAUCAUCAGCAUCUGCAUCACCAUCUAUUUAUCAAAGUAUCAUGCAAAAUUUCCCUUCAUAAUCUUGUUUUUACAACUAUUAGCAACAACAGGUUCUAUUGGAUUUUUUUUAUAGUUUUUUUAAGCUCAUUUGUCCUGAUAUUGUAUCAAUUUUUCUAAAUAUUCAUUGAAACAAUACUGACAUAUGGUUAGUGUCAUACAAAUUCCAUACAGACAUUUUGUAACUAGUUCUUGGUAUUGGUAGGUGAAUUUCUUUUGUAACUAGUUAUUGGUAGGUUAUUCUCAAUAAAUUAAGAUAUUGUUAUUUUGGAACUA